CCUCCCCAAGUUCAGCCUCCGGUUUCAGCGGAAGAAGCGCAAUGGCGAAGAACGUACGCUGCCGCCUCGGGGAUGCCCUGGAGGACUUGACGGAGGCUGAGCUCCGAAAGUUCAAGGCGAAGCUCCACCAAUUCCCGGUGAAAUCCGGCAACGAUAAUAUCCCCAAAGGGCGGCUGGAGAAGGCGGACGCGCUGGAUCUGAGCGAGCUCCUGGUCGGUUACUACGGCGAGGAUUACGCCCUGGAGGUGACGGCCGCGGUGCUGUCCGAGAGCAACUGCAAGCCCCAGGCGAAGGCGCUUCUCAGCGCCACCGGGAAAGGUCCUUGCAUUUCGGUUCAGAAUCCCAUGCCCCCUUUCAGCACCCACUCAGGAAAAGCUGAGGUGCAUUUUGUUGAACGCCAUCGGGAGGCCCUCAUUCAGAGAACAGCCACAGUGGAAGCAAUUCUGGAUCGGCUGCAUGGAGAUGUCCUGAGUGAUGAGCAAUAUCAAAAAAUCGUGGCAAAGGAAACAAGCCAAGAUAAAAUGAGGGAGCUCUACAAGCUGCUGCCUAGCUGGAACCGUUCCUGCAAGGAUUGUCUCUAUGAAGCUCUGAAGGAAAAAAACAGGUUCCUCAUUGACGACCUCGAGGGACAGUGAGGCAGGCAACAGAAGUGAAAUUCCAUCUCGGGGCAUAGAAAAUCCAGCUCCAUAGAUCACAAGGAUCCCAUAGAACUACGCAUAUAGUACCUUUACACGUAGAACUAUAUAGUAUCUUUACACAUACAGGCUAUAUUUACAGUUGACCUGGUUACUGGAUUGUUCCAUUUUUCUGAGUUCACGGAGCACAUCAAACCAUAAACGAACCAAACAGGCUGGGUUCACUCAAUAUGCCAUGUUACAGAAACAUGGAAACAAAUGUGGCAUGAUAUGGGAACGCAGCUGCUAGAUCUUUAAAUGACCCAGUUAAGAAUAUUGUGUGAACAAAGCCAGUGAUUAUCAUCACACAUAAGAACUUCACUCGUUUUGCUCCAUGCAAAGAAAUGUGGAAAUAUCCCUUUGAGAUGAAAAACCCAAUAAGGGUAACUGCAUUUGAGUGAAAGACACUAGGACACGGCAGGACACAGAUCAUCGUCACCCCCUUGAAUAAAGUUCAUUGUCCUUUUCCUCUCUGGGGGCAGCACCUCCAUAGCCUGACUGGAUAAGCUGCGGUGAGAGCUCCAUUCAGCCUCCAAUGCUUUUUCAGAAAGUACUUUGGAUUACUUGAUGAUUUUAAAUGUGGAUAGGAUUGAUGGAGGGAGGAACCAACUUAAGAAUAAAAAGAAUGAGAUUUUUUAUUAAUACAGGUUUUACUCUGAGCGCUUCCACUUUACAUACAGUAGAUCACGUCCACAUUCCUCAUUGCCUUGCCUAUAUAUAGCCCUUGAUUGCAUUCCAAAUCAAAAACUGCCUCUUAUCCAAAGAAAUAUGUCCAUUUAUGCAAAAAUAACAAGUGUUAUCCAGAUGUUAUGGGGUGUGAUUUCCCCAGUCCCUUGUCACUGGCCAUGCUAGCUGGGGCAAGGGGAGCCCACAUCUGGAGCCCACCAAGCAAAGUGUCUCUCCUGCUGUAGAGAUUAAUUGGCUCUAGCCUCCGUCGUGAGGCCAAAGGUAGGGAAGCUGUAGAGCCAUGUUUCUGAACCUCAGCAACUUUAAGAUGGGUGGACUUCAACUCCCAGAAUUCCCCAGCCAGCUUGGGAGUUGAAGUCCACACAUCUAAAAGUUCCUGAGGUUGAGAAACACUG
This is a messenger RNA of Candoia aspera, 1756 nucleotides long. Its product is annotated as apoptosis-associated speck-like protein containing a CARD. The record is from RefSeq and is a predicted model, not a curated record. The transcript has 3 exons. Gene Ontology annotation, biological process: inflammatory response; regulation of apoptotic process; innate immune response. Lineage: Eukaryota; Metazoa; Chordata; Lepidosauria; Squamata; Candoiidae. Bases 42 to 635 code for a protein of 197 amino acids.